Messenger RNA from Strongylus vulgaris, 234 nucleotides. The record is from the annotation of a GenBank genome assembly. NCBI's taxonomy places the organism in Eukaryota, Metazoa, Nematoda, Chromadorea, Rhabditida, Strongylidae.
AUGAUGGCGAUGGAUGCUUACUCUCGGCAUAAAGAACUCAUAAACUUGUACUACCUAUCGUAUCCAGGGGCCACGAAUGUGUUACAACGUGACACAAGUAGGGAUCGCACUGAUUAUGAUGUUCUCAAAGAUAAUCAUAAAUUUUUAUGGAGUGAUGCGGAUGACGCUUCUCUAGCAACUAGUUGGGAAGCACGAAUGGCAAAAAAGUAUUACGAUAAACUUUUCAAAGGCUAG